Messenger RNA from Syzygium oleosum, 1617 nucleotides. Its product is annotated as GDSL esterase/lipase At5g45670. The transcript has 5 exons. Gene Ontology annotation, molecular function: hydrolase activity, acting on ester bonds. NCBI's taxonomy places the organism in Eukaryota, Viridiplantae, Streptophyta, Magnoliopsida, Myrtales, Myrtaceae. Bases 154 to 1263 code for a protein of 369 amino acids. The record is from RefSeq and is a predicted model, not a curated record.
CUCUUAUUUAUACUCAGCUCAAACAUCACGUUGAGCUACAUGCAUUGAGUGUGUGAUCAGUGAAGACCAACCCACAAUAGCACACUGUACUACUAAUUCAUUGGCUCAGCCCAACCUUUCUUCUUUUAUCGCCCGAGAGAUCUGAGCUUAGUGAUGGAGGGUGAGAUGAGCAGCAGAGGGUGGGCUUUGGGCUUGAUGAGUGUGCUGCUGCUGGCGAUGUUGAACAGUGAUGGAUUGAGUGCAGACCCGCAAGUGCCGUGCUACUUCAUAUUUGGGGACUCGUUGGUGGACAACGGGAACAACAACCAGCUCAGUUCCUUGGCCAGAGCCAACUACUUGCCAUACGGCAUCGACUUCGCUGAUGGUCCGACCGGGAGGUUCUCUAAUGGCAAGACCACAGUCGAUGUAAUCGGUGAGCUUUUGGGAUUUGAUGAUUAUAUUCCUCCGUAUGUGACUGCGAGCGGUGAUGCGAUUCUUAGGGGAGUGAAUUAUGCAUCUGCUGCUGCUGGGAUCAGGCCAGAAACCGGGCAGCAACUGGGAGGAAGGAUAAGCUUCGGAGGGCAGUUGCAAAACUACCAGAACACGGUGUCGCAACUGGUGAACAUAUUGGGCGAUGAGGACACAGCGGCGAAUUACCUGAGCAAGUGCAUAUACUCGGUGGGCUUGGGAAGCAACGACUACCUCAACAAUUACUUCAUGCCUCAGUACUACUCCUCAAGCAGCCAGUUCACACCCGACCAGUACGCCGAUGAGCUCAUUCAGCAAUACUCUCAGCAACUAAGGACAUUGUACAACUAUGGAGCGAGGAAGGUGGUGCUGAUUGGGGUGGGUCAGAUAGGUUGUAGCCCUAACGAGUUGGCCCAGGGCAGUGCUGAUGGUACCACAUGCGUGGAGAAAAUCAACGUCGCAUGUCAAAUAUACAACAACAAGCUCAAGUCGCUCGUUGAUCAGUUUAACAACAAUUUCGCCGAUGCUAGAUUUAUUUAUGUCGACGCUUACGGAAUAUUCCAAGAUCUCAUCAGUAGACCCACAAGUUUCGGUUUUAGUGUCACGAAUGCCGGGUGUUGCGGUGUUGGUAGGAACAAUGGCCAAAUCACGUGCCUUCCCCUUCAGACCCCGUGCCAAAACCGAAACGAGUAUCUGUUCUGGGAUGCGUACCACCCGUCGGAGGCCGCCAACAUAGUUGUCGGAAGGAGAUCAUACAGCGCCGAGGCCCCGACCGACGCUUACCCCAUUGACAUUCGCCGCCUCGCCCAGAUCUGAAGAUAGAGAGGUGGUGGCGGAAGCAGCUUUGUGGGAGUCGCAGUGAUCCGAUAAGGAUUGCCCUGUUGUUUGUUCCCAAUUUUCACUGUUGUUUCCAUUGUUCCAUGUAAGGGACGUGGUGGGUUUUGUAAGCAUAAGUUUGAUUAUAAUUUGGUUUGCUUUGCUUGCUUGUGUUUGUGUCUAACUCAACUAGAGUGUACCCUUAGGAACAAGUCAUUGCACGUCCAUAUACAUUUAUAGUGCUCGGAAGAAUUUGCAUCUUGCAUGUGUUAUUUAUGAUGCAAUUUAGAAGACUAAGUAAUGGAUACCUAUGAAUAGAAAUGAGCCGAAGUGAAGCUAAGGUCUUUGACCCUA